Colletotrichum destructivum is the source of this 669-nucleotide messenger RNA. RefSeq lists its product as uncharacterized. The transcript has a single exon. Lineage: Eukaryota; Fungi; Ascomycota; Sordariomycetes; Glomerellales; Glomerellaceae. The record is from RefSeq and is a predicted model, not a curated record. The coding region runs from base 1 to 669 and encodes 222 amino acids.
AUGUGCCAGGUGGUCGAAGCCCUCGUCGUUUGCUGCAGCGAGCAGUGCGUCGCCGAGCCGAGCGAGAACCGCCUGCCUCCUCUCCGCCUCACGCCGAAACCUGAACCGGGCUUCCUUCUCUGCGAGCAGGCAAACAAGAUGGGCUAUCAAAACGACGGUCGUUUCCUCGGAACACCCAUCAUAAUCACCUGCCCCGUCAUGUGCUCCGACCUUGCUCAUCCUUCCUACAAACAUUGGCUCUGGCUGACCUGUACUGCCUCUCGCGAGGUCAUGGAGAGUCGAGCAGAGCGUCUCGUUCUAUGCAAAGAUUGCCUCGCCACUGGUCACGCUGAGACCGUUUCGGUUCACGGUGGCUACGACAGCAGCACCCUUUUUGGACAUGAACGCAUUCGGAUGAGUGAGGGCACGCAGCGUAUUGAAGGUGAUUGGACCUGCUGCGCCGCUGGCGAGUGCGUCAAUGACAUAUGCGACUACCGCGCGGCUGCCAUUCUGUUCAGCAUUUCUACGCAAGCGCCGAAUGCCGAGAGUGUCAUGUCCGAUUUUCAGGAGGGUGGGUAUCAGGAUAUGAGUGAGCAUGAGACUGAGCAUGAGGACGAAGCCACGAUUGUGGUCCGCGGUCACUGCGGCGGCUGCAUCAGUUGCGGAUUUGGUCAACAGUCAAAUAAUUGA